This is a messenger RNA of Closterium sp. Naga37s-1, 381 nucleotides long. Lineage: Eukaryota; Viridiplantae; Streptophyta; Zygnematophyceae; Desmidiales; Closteriaceae. The record is from the annotation of a GenBank genome assembly.
AUGACUCCCAAGACCGUGAGACCCAUAAAGGAAGAGGAGGAGGAGGAGGAGGAGGAGGAGGAGGAGGAGGAGGAGGAGAAGGAGGAGGAGGAGGAGGAGGAGGAGGAGGAGGAGGAGGAGGAGGAUGGUGAAUAUGAAGACAGCAGCGGUGAGAUGAGUCCAUAUGGGGAAGAUGGGGUGGUGGCUGGUGCUGAAAGCCAUGUCAACGUACCGGGAAUUAGGUACGGACUGAGGGCUGAUGGGAUAGGAGGUGGUGUGGGGGUCGGAGUCAUUUCAGUAGAGGAGCUUGUGGAGACAUGCACCGAAGGCUGGAUGACGGAUUUCUCCCAUCUAGAGCUUUCUUCGAGCUCUUUCUUCUUCUUCAACUUGAAGCAUUCGUAA